UUGUCCUGUGGAUUACUCCAACUCUUAAGGGCAUUUAGUUUGUCUUGUGUAGCUUCUUCAUCCACACCACCGUGGUUAUAACUCAUGGCCUCCCUCCUCCGCAACGCCACACUCUCUCUCUCUCUGUCUCUCUCUCAGAGUUCCCAUCCCACCGCUGGAAUUAUAGUAGCAUUUCACAAUGCAGCGAGCUCUUCCUCUCGUCGCCGCUUCACUGCUGAUGUUGGCCGCAGCCACAGCGCCGGUGGCGCAAGGUCACAACAUAACCAAGAUCCUGGCGGAGCACCUUGAGUUCUCCACGUUCAACCACUACCUCACAGUCACCCACCUGGCCGCUGAGAUCAACCGCCGGCUCACCAUCACCGUGCUGGUCGUCGGGAACUCCGGCAUGGCCGACCUACUCGCCAGGCACCUUUCCCUCCUCACCCUCCGCAACGUCCUCUCCCUCCAUAUCCUCACCGACUACUACGGCGCCAAGAAGCUCCAUCAGCUCACCGGCGGUUCCACCCUGGCCUCCUCCGUCUUCCAGUCCUCCGGCCACGCCCCCGGCACCACCGGCUACAUCAACAUCACCGACCACCGCGCCGGAAAGGUCACCUUCAGUGCUGAGGACGACGGCGGCGCCCCGCCUGUUGACUUCGUCAAGUCCGUGAAGGAGAUGCCCUACAACAUUUCCGUGCUGCAGGUGAGCACCAUCCUUAGCUCUCCCGAGGCAGAGGCCCCCGUGGCGGCGCCCGCCCCCGUUAACCUCACCGAGCUCAUGAGUAAGAAGGGCUGCAAGGCCUUCGCCGACCUGCUCCUCGCUCGCCCGGACAUCCUCCAGACCUUCCAGGACAACCUCGACAGCGGGCUCACCGUCUUCUGCCCCGUUGACGCCGCCGUCAAGGCCUUCGCCGCCAAGUACAAGAACCUCACCGCUGACGGCAAGGCUUCCCUCCUCCUCUACCACGGCGUGCCCGUGUACUACUCCCCCCAGCUCCUCAAGUCCAACAACGGCGUCGUCAACACCCUCGCCACCGACGGCUCCAACAAGAACUUCAACUACACCGUGCAGAACGACGGCACGGACGUCACGCUCGAGACCCGCGUCGUCACCGCCACCAUCACCUCCACCCUCAUCGACCAGGACCCUGACGCCGUCUACGCCGUCGACAAGGUCCUCGAGCCCCGUGAACUGUUCAAGGUCGCAGAGGUCGUCGACGCCCCUGCCCCAGCCCCCGCCGGCUCCAACAAGUCCAAGCACGCGUCGCCGCCAGCCCCAGCCGGCCCCGACGAGGCGCCCGCUGACCAGGCUACGUUCGCAAACUCAGCCUUCAGGACCACCGCCGUCGGCCGGUGGCUCGAGCCCACCGCCGCUGCUCUCGCGGCGUCCUUCCUCGUCGUCGUCUAAUUAGCUACCCCGUUUCUCUCUCUUUUUUUCCCCCUAUUUUCUAAUUUCCAUUAUUAAAUUUUUCUUCUUUUUUCUCUUCCGAUGUUUUAGUUUAAUGCUUUGGGAUGGAUGAAUAGUUAAGGAGGAGAGAUAUUUUAUAUAUAUAU
Molecule: messenger RNA, 1533 nt
Organism: Musa acuminata AAA Group (dessert banana)
Lineage: Eukaryota; Viridiplantae; Streptophyta; Magnoliopsida; Zingiberales; Musaceae
Product: fasciclin-like arabinogalactan protein 2
Exons: 1
Coding region: 179-1387 (402 amino acids)
Cellular component (GO): plasma membrane
Source: RefSeq, a predicted model, not a curated record